Didymella exigua CBS 183.55 is the source of this 6564-nucleotide messenger RNA. Its product is annotated as acyl CoA ligase-like protein. Gene Ontology annotation, cellular component: cytosol. The transcript is spliced from 4 exons. The record is from RefSeq and is a predicted model, not a curated record. The coding region runs from base 261 to 6164 and encodes 1967 amino acids. Lineage: Eukaryota; Fungi; Ascomycota; Dothideomycetes; Pleosporales; Didymellaceae.
GCGCCGACGAGGAUUGUCGCGAACACGUCCUGCACACCAACACUGCGGUCGACUGAGGCCGUAUCCCGCGCGCAGUGCUCGUCCGAGGUCUGCCAGUCUGCCAGUCUACCAGUCUGCCAGUCUGCUAGUCUGCCAGUCUGCUAGUCUGCCAGUCUGCCACAGCUGCCCAAAGGACCCCGCCCGCGACCCGCAUCUCCAUGUCGCGAGCGGCCGCCACGUGAUUCACUGUCUGCCUGCAUCCCGAUCUUGGAGUGUCCACCAUGGCAGACCACCCCGAGCUGGCGGCUCGGCUCCAGGAGCUGGACCACGAGCUGGAGGAGGGCGACAUCACUCAGAAAGGCUACGAGAAGCGCAGGACGGUCCUCUUGUCGCAGUUCCUGGGCCCGGAGCACACGGCGCAGCUGCAGCAGGACCUGCGCCCGAGCCCGCCACCAAGCGAGCGCGCCGCAUCGCGCACCGCCUCGCGUACCGCCUCGCUCGCUGCCCUGUCCGGCCCCCAGGGUCCCGCCCUCGAUCCCCGCGCCAGCAUCGCCUCGUCCACCUUCGAGUAUGCGCCCGCGCCGCCGGCCGUGGGCGGUACGGUCGGGGGGACGUCCCAGUACACGGCCUACCCGCCCAGCCAGGUCGGCCGCUUCCAGGAGAAGCAGCUGGGCCUGCGCACGAGCUCGCUGCAGCGCGCCCCGUCCCAGGGCAGCGAGACGUUUCUUCCGCGCCCGCAGACGCCCGAGUACAGCUACUCGCGCGAGGGCACCCUGAUGGGGUCCAACUACGCGUUCAACCCCGACGCACACCCGCAGGGCUACGACGGCCACGGCCACGGCCACGGCCACGGCUCCGGGGCCUACGGGUCGCCUGGCGGCGGCGACGCAAGCCGACGGAGCACCAUGCUCGACGUGAACCAGGGCUACUUCUCCGACUUCACCGGCCAGCAGAUACAGGACCAGCCAGACGCGUACGGUGGCCCGCACCGCUACUCGUCUGGCGAUGCAUUCUCGCCGACCGCAGCCAUCCCCCCGCCCAUGAUGCACCCGAGCGAUCUCCCGCACGGCGCCAUCAUCCAGACCAUGAUGCCGCUCGAGCCGCGCGACCUGCCCUUCGACGUCUACGACCCGCACAACCCGAACAUCCAGAUGGCCAAGUUCGAUAACAUCGGCGCCGUCCUCCGGCACCGCGCACGCACACAGCCACGGCAGACAGCCUUUUGGGUCCUCGACUCCAAGGGCAAGGAGACGGCCUCGAUAUCGUGGGACAAGGUCGCCAGUCGUGCUGAAAAGGUUGCAAAGGUCAUCCGCGACAAGAGCAACCUGUACCGAGGCGACAGGGUGGCCUUGGUCUACAGAGACACCGAGAUCAUCGAGUUCGUGGUUGCCUUGUUGGGCUGUUUUAUUGCGGGCGUUGUCGCGGUACCCAUCAACAGCGUGGACGAUUACCAGAAACUCAUCCUCCUUUUGACCACCACCCAGGCGCAUCUUGCCCUGACAACCGACAACAACCUGAAAGCCUUCCACCGCGACAUCAGCCAGAACCGCCUCAAGUGGCCCAGCGGAGUCGAGUGGUGGAAGACGAACGAGUUUGGCAGCUAUCACCCUAAGAAGCACGAUGACACGCCAGCGUUGCAGGUCCCCGAGGUGGCCUACAUUGAAUUCUCACGCGCCCCAACUGGUGACCUUCGAGGCGUUGUCCUCAGCCAUCGCACCAUUAUGCACCAGAUGGCCUGUAUCAGUGCCAUAGUAUCCACGAUUCCCACAGGCCGAGAAACCGCAGACACAUUCAGCGGCAAUCUGCGAGACAAGAAUGGCAAGUUUAUUGCCCCGCCUCCGCGAAAAUCACCUACCGAGGUCAUUCUCAGCUAUCUCGAUCCACGCGAAAGCGCAGGCAUGAUCUUGGGUGUUCUGUAUGCUGUUUAUGGCGGACAUACUACCGUCUGGCUGGAGCCGCCAACCAUGGACACUCCCGGUCUUUACGCGCACCUCAUCACCAAAUACAAGGCGACUAUCCUUAUUGCAGACUAUCCAGGUCUGAAGCGCGCUGCGUACAACUAUCAACAGGAUCCAAUGGCCACGCGUAACUAUAAGAAGAACGCGGACCCCAAUUUUGGGUCCGUCAAGAUCUGUCUGAUCGAUACCCUCACCGUAGACUGUGAGUUCCACGACAUCUUGGGCGAUCGCUGGUUCAGGCCGUUACGCAAUCCACGCGGGCGAGAGUUGAUCGCACCCAUGCUUUGCUUGCCUGAACAUGGCGGUAUGAUAGUCUCUGUCCGCGACUGGUUAGGCGGAGAAGAGCGCAUGGGCUGCCCUCUAAGCAUCGAGGAAGAAGACGAUGUGGAUGACGACAAAGAGCUGGAGAACAAUGCGAAUAACUACUCGAGCCUGAUCGGCGGCGGGACAACCAACAAAAAGUCGAAGCGAAAGAAGAGCCGCAAUGAAUUGCUGGAGAUUCUUCUGGAUAAAGAAGCGCUCAAGAUGAACGAGAUUGUAGUGGUGGCGAUAGGCGAAGAAGCUAGCAAGCGUGCGAACGAGCCCGGCACUAUGAGGGUUGGAGCUUUCGGAUACCCCAUCCCAGACGCGACUCUCGCGGUCGUAGACCCAGAGACAAACCUGCUCUGCUCUCCAUAUAGUGUAGGAGAAAUCUGGGUCGACUCGCCAUCACUCUCAGGAGGCUUUUGGCAGCUGCAGAAGCACACCGAGACAAUCUUCCAUGCUCGUCCAUAUCGUUUCGUCGAAGGAAGUCCGACUCCGCAGCUAUUGGAGAUGGAGUUCCUCCGCACAGGACUCCUUGGAUGCGUGGUAGAGGGCAAGAUCUUCGUGCUUGGUCUUUAUGAAGACAGGAUUCGUCAAAGAGUCGAAUGGGUUGAGCACGGUGUGUUGGAAGCGGAGCAUCGGUAUUUCUUUGUGCAGCAUCUGGUCACAAGUAUCAUGAAGUCUGUGCCCAAGAUUUACGACUGCUCGGCCUUCGAUUCUUAUGUCAAUGGCGAGUACUUGCCCAUCAUCCUGAUCGAAACACAGGCUGCGUCGACAGCACCCACAAACCCGGGCGGACCACCCCAACAGCUCGAUGUGCCUUUCCUGGACUCUUUAUCGGAGCGCUGCAUGGAGGUGCUGUACCAGGAACACCACCUCAGGGUGUACUGUGUUAUGAUCACCGCACCCAAUACUUUGCCCCGGGUCAUGAAGAACGGAAGGCGAGAGAUUGGCAACAUGCUCUGCCGCCGAGAGUUCGACAACGGUUCGCUGCCUUGCGUUCACGUCAAAUUUGGCGUGGAGCGGUCAGUGCAGAAUAUCGCCCUAGGCGAUGAUCCUGCAGGAGGAAUGUGGUCUUUCGAGGCUUCCAUGGCUCGACAGCAGUACCUGAUGUUGCAGGAUAAGCAGUACUCGGGAGUCGACCACCGUGAAGUUGUCAUCGACGACCGCACAUCGACCCCACUCAACCAGUUCUCAAAUAUCCAUGACCUCAUGCAAUGGCGUGUGUCGCGUCAAGCAGAGGAGCUUUCUUACUGCACCAUCGACGGUAGAGGCAAAGAAGGCAAGGGCGUCAACUGGAAGAAGUUCGACCAAAAGGUCGCCAGUGUCGCCAUGUAUAUGAAGAACAAGGUCAAGGUCACGGCUGGCGAUCAUCUUUUGCUGAUGUAUACGCAUUCCGAGGACUUUGUGUAUGCCGUACAUGCCUGCUUCGUACUGGGCGCUGUGGCCAUUCCAAUGGCUCCCAUCGAUCAGAACAGGCUCAAUGAGGAUGCUCCUGCAUUGCUUCACAUCGUUGCGGACUUCAAAAUCAAAGCCAUCCUGGUCAAUGUCGAGGUCGAUCACCUGAUGAAAGUCAAGCAGGUUUCGCAACAUCUCAAGCAAUCCGCGGCUAUUCUCAAGGUCAACAUACCGCACGUGUACAAUACCACAAAACCACCUAAGCAGUCAAGUGGGUGUCGCGAUCUGGGCCUGACAAUUAGGCCUGCUUGGGUCCAAGACGGCUACCCGGUCCUUGUUUGGACGUACUGGACACCAGACCAACGGCGAAUCGCUGUGCAACUGGGUCACAGCAACAUCAUGGCCCUCUGCAAGGUUCAAAAAGAGACGUGUCAGAUGACAAGCACAAGACCAGUUCUGGGAUGUGUACGAAGUACCGUUGGUCUCGGCUUCAUACAUACCUGCAUCAUGGGCAUCUUCCUAGCAGCACCUACCUACCUCGUUUCACCAGUCGACUUUGCCCAGAAUCCCAACUUGCUGUUUCAGACCAUGUCCCGGUAUAAGAUCAAGGACGCGUAUGCGACAAGUCAGAUGUUGGACCACGCCAUAGCACGAGGUGCUGGCAAGACAAUGCACCUUCACGAGCUUAAGAACCUCAUGAUUGCCACCGACGGCCGACCUCGCGUGGAUGUCUACCAACGGUGUCGUGUGCACUUUGCUCCCGGCAACCUCGACCGCACCGCUAUCAACACGGUCUACUCUCAUGUUCUGAACCCCAUGGUCGCGUCACGGUCGUACAUGUGCAUCGAGCCGAUCGAACUGCAUCUUGACGUCAACGCAUUGCGACGCGGUUUGAUCAUGCCUGUGGACCCAGAUGUCGAGUCAAAUGCACUACAAGUACAAGACUCUGGUAUGGUGCCCGUGAGCACACAGAUCAGCAUCGUCAACCCAGAGACCAACCAGCUCUGUCUGGUCGGCGAGUACGGUGAGAUCUGGGUCCAGUCUGAAGCCAACGCACACAGCUUCUACGGCUCUAAAGAGCGACUGGACGCCGAGAGAUUCAACGGAAGGACCCUUGACGGCGAUCCAAACGUCAGAUACGUGCGUACUGGAGACCUUGGUUUCUUGCAUAACGUCACGAGGCCUAUCGGUCCUGGUGGCGCACCUGUCGACAUGCAAGUUCUCUUUGUACUUGGCAGCAUCGGAGACACUUUCGACGUCAAUGGUCUGAACCAUUUUAGUAUGGACAUCGAGUCAUCGGUCGAGCGUUGUCACCGCAACAUCAUACCUCAAGGCUGUGCUGUGUUUCAAGCUGGAGGUCUAGUUGUGGUUGUUGUGGAGAUUUUCCGCCGCAACUUCCUUGCGUCAAUGGUGCCUGUCAUCGUGAACGCCAUCCUGAACGAGCACCAGCUCGUUAUUGACAUUGUCGCAUUCGUGCAGAAGGGCGACUUCCACCGCUCACGUCUCGGUGAGAAGCAGCGAGGCAAGAUCCUCGCAGGCUGGGUCACACGCAAGAUGCGCACCAUCGCGCAAUACAGCAUCCGAGAUCCUAAUGGCUCCGAUGUGCAAAUGAUCAGCGAAGAGCCUAUUGGCCGCGUAAGCACAUCAACCUUCAUGCGAGGGCCAGCCAGCACCAAGGGUUCUCUGCGGGCCAGCAGCACUCUUGGGCUCACAGCACAAGCACAGCUGAACAGCAUGCACCUCUCUCACCGCGCCUCGAUGCAAGAGCUCUCCUCCCAGCAGCAGCCCCAAUACCCGCCAGGCGUUGCCGAAAUGCCAGGGCAGCCACAGCAAGCCUACGCGAACUACCCAUCCCAACAAAGCAUCCACGAGCUCGAAAACCGCACCCAAUCCCUAUCCCUGGACCCUAACCACCCCGGCCUCUCCCCCGAAGACGCAGACAGAAACGACCGCACACCCACGGACCUGCGUCGCGACUUCCUCCCCAAUCCCAGCCUGCAACACAACUCCAUGAUGGACUACUCGCCAGUCGACCCUGCAGGCGCAGGCGUCUUCGACAGCCCAAUCGAUGGUCCCGCUCACCAUCACUACCAGCAACACCAGCGAUAUCCGCAAGAAACAUACCACUCGCAGGACCAAUACCAUCCACAGGACCCAUACCAUCCGCAAGAAUCAUACCAUUCGCAAGAACCAUAUUAUCCCCAAGACCCCUCCGCCAUUCCAUCAAUCCUGCGCGUCGGCAGCGCAAAGCCAGACGAGCCCAUGCAGUACCAGCCCAUGCAGUCCCAGCACCCUGCUCCCCAGCAGCAGCAACAGCAGCAGCAGCAACAGCAACAGCAGUACCAGCUACACGACCCCGCGCACUCGCCAGCGCGGCGGUACUCCAGCGAGGACGACAGAUAUAACAGGAGCGGCGGCGGGUUGAGAGUUGCGAACCGUGACUCCUCCACGAGUGCGGAUAGUUGGACUAGGGAUGCGUUGGCGCAGAUGGAUUUCGCGGGGGGCGCGGCGGGGAUCGCGAAGUAGAUUGGUGAGGGUGGUGGAGGUAAGAUAGGGGUUGGAUUGGGUUGGAUAGAUGAUUGAAGAAUGAAUGAGAUAUUUUUAUAAGUUGGACGUGAUGAGGGGGGUUGUACUGGCGAUGCUGUGUUGUGCGUUGCUCCUCUCUCCUCUUCGACGCGGGACGUUCUAAGCUCGCUCCCGGCGGGCUUCACUUGCGAUACUCACACAGUAAGUAGAAUCGCAUGGAACCAAGUGAGUACGAUCGUGGGUUUGCUGGCGUUGACUGGUCAGCUACCAGCGCUGCAACAUCUCAACGAGUGAUGUCGUUCGUAUUGCGCGUGCUUUCUUUCUGAAGCCAGAGAAAGCCUUUCCACCCUCACCGUACUGCAUAGUUGUCGCAGAGAACCAGCCCUAUAUGAGCAGCCUA